AUGAUGGAACUGAUAAUCAUGGUUACCAACAGUAGAACAGAGCUUCGACGUGCAACAAUGUCUCGUGUUGGGAGUGGAAAGGUGGAGGUGGAGGAAGCUGUGAGUGUGGGGGAGGCGGAGGCGCGCCACGCCCAGCUGGUGAGGCCCGGAGGCUUCUGGUCUCCUCAACACUGUGUGGCCAGAUGGUCCCUCGCUCUCAUUGUGCCCUACAGGGACAGACAACACCAGGUGGGCGCCUUCCUGAACCAUAUGCACCCGUUCCUCCAGCGCCAGCAGCUUAACUACUCCAUCUACUUCAUCGAGCAGGAAGGAAUGGACCUCUUUAAUCGGGCCCGCUUGCUGAACGUGGGGUUCCUGGAGGCCCGGAAGGAGGGCCCCUGGGACUGCUACGCCUUCCACGACGUUGAUAUGCUUCCUGAGAACGACUUCCACCUCUACCACUGCUCCGCCCAGCCCAGACACCUCGCUGUAGCCACCUCCAAUAACAAUUACCGGUCGUCCCACAACUUGCCUUACAACACGUACUUCGGGGGCGCGUGUCUGAUGACGGAGGGCCACAUCAGGAAGGUGAACGGCUGGAGCAACAUAUACUGGGGCUGGGGAGCUGAGGACGACGACAUGUGGCGACGCAUCGCCUUCGCUGACAUGGCCGUCUGGAGGUACCCGCCGCACUACGCUCGCUACAAGAUGAUCAAACACAAGUCUCAAGUCGUUAAUCAAAACAGGUACAAGAUGCUGGAACGCAAUACUGGAAGGUUUAUAAUAGAUGGCCUCAACAGCCUCAACUACACAGUGAAAGCGACCACGAGGUACCCUCUCUACACCCACAUCCUGGCAGACAUCGGCUCCAGCAAUGAGAACAGGGACAGUAACCCAGCUGUCGGCAGCAGCAAAUCACGUCGUUCUUGACGUAGAGAGACGGACUGAGAACUGGAGAAUGAAGGUGAACAGUUAUCAAGAGAUUACGACUCAUUUUCUUCAGACUCCAACUUUAUCAUAUUCAUUCUAAGACAGUGAACUGUUGUGUCUGGUAAUGUGUUUAUUAAUAAGAACACUGCUUAAAGUGUUAUAGAACAUAAUUAUAAAAUAAUUCUUAUGAUAGCAUAUUUGCCACCUGAUAGCUGGUCAUGUUUUGAUUUCUGUUUCAACAUGUAUUUAUUGCCUUGUUUUAUUGUACAAAAAAAUUAAGCCCUUUAAGUUUAAGUUUUAUUUUGGGCACAGAUAUGUCUUGAAAUUACUUCAACAUGCCUGGGGCCGCAUGAACAUCAAUGGUGCGUCAAGAUUGAAUGGUAUCCAAGCUAACAUGCAUCCGAAAACUCUUGACCCCGGAAUCAGGGGUCAAGAGAUUGACCGGACUUACCGGAUUGGAACCUGGUAAGCCAGGGCCUCCAUGCCCCUUGGCAUGUCCAGUUCUAGAGAUAUCUGUGCCCAAAAUAGUCACGAGCGCUGUAGUGCACUGGGGUUAAAAGUCAAGUAACUUCCCAAUACAUUUGUUCAUGUGGGGAAAACUGACUCAUGGGAUUUUAUUAUUUAUUUUAAUUACAAUUAUUAAUUUAUUUAUUUAAUUAUUUAUAACUUAAUUAUAAUUUAGUUAUUAAUUUAUUUCAAUAGCAGACUGUAAAAUUCAAAAGUGGACUGUAUGAUUCUAAAGUGGACUGAAUGAUUCAAAAGUGGACUGAAUGAUUCUAAAGUGGACUGUAUGAUUCUAAAGUGGACUGUAUGAUUCAAAAGUGGACUGUAUGAUUCAAAAGUGGACUGUAUGAUUCUAAAGUGGACUG
Molecule: messenger RNA, 1778 nt
Organism: Procambarus clarkii (red swamp crayfish)
Lineage: Eukaryota; Metazoa; Arthropoda; Malacostraca; Decapoda; Cambaridae
Source: RefSeq, a predicted model, not a curated record